AUGCCAACUCCAUCUAUAUCUUUUUAUAAGAAAGAUUAUGAAUCUAUACAUAAAGAAGAGUAUAAACCAAUAUAUAAAAAAGAGCAUGAACCAAUGUAUGAAAAAGAUUAUGAAUCAAUAUAUAAGAAAGAGUAUAAACCAGAGUUACAAUUAGAUAAAUCUGAAGUUAGUGAAUCAUCACAAGUACAAAAGUCAAAUAGCAGUAAUUCUACAUAUACUAG
Molecule: messenger RNA, 221 nt
Organism: Cetraspora pellucida
Lineage: Eukaryota; Fungi; Glomeromycota; Glomeromycetes; Diversisporales; Gigasporaceae
Source: the annotation of a GenBank genome assembly